This is a messenger RNA of Cynocephalus volans (Philippine flying lemur), 603 nucleotides long. RefSeq names its product testis development related protein (gene TDRP). The record is from RefSeq and is a predicted model, not a curated record. The transcript is spliced from 4 exons. NCBI's taxonomy places the organism in Eukaryota, Metazoa, Chordata, Mammalia, Dermoptera, Cynocephalidae. Bases 1 to 603 code for a protein of 200 amino acids. Gene Ontology annotation, cellular component: cytosol; nucleus. Gene Ontology annotation, biological process: spermatogenesis.
AUGCGGCUGCUGCGAGGGAAGACUGCCUGUUCUCACUGUGGCUUUGUGCAGAAACAGAGGGUGAAGGGGAAAGAUGGGUGUUGGCAGAUGGUUGCAAGGAUACAGGACACAAUUGAGCAGUUGGGAGGCCACUCAGACUUAGGCAUCAGGCAGGUUCAGGGAGCAAGUUUCCGAGGUUGGAAAGAAGUGACUUCUCUGUUUAAUAAAGAUGAUGAACAGCAUCUACUCGAAAGAUGUAAAUCUCCCAAAUCCAAAGGAACUAAUUUACGAUUAAAAGAAGAGUCUAAGACAGAGAAGAAGUCUGGAUUUUGGGACAAUUUGGUUUUGAAACAGAAUAUACAGUCCAAAAAACCAGAUGAAAUUGAAGGCUGGGAGCCUCCAAAACUUGUUCUUGAAGAUGUAUCAGCUGAUUCAGAGGAUGCCUCGAGUGACCGCCUGUCAUGGCCAGGCUGGGAGGAUGACACCAAGGGCUCAACAAAGUACACUAGCCUGGCCAGCUCCGCAAACAGCUCAAGGUGGAGCCUCCGGUCAGCGGGGAAGCUGGUGAGCAUCAGACGGCAAAGCAAAGGCCACCUGACAGACAGCCAGGAGGAGGUGGAGUGA